Closterium sp. Naga37s-1 is the source of this 1191-nucleotide messenger RNA. Lineage: Eukaryota; Viridiplantae; Streptophyta; Zygnematophyceae; Desmidiales; Closteriaceae. The record is from the annotation of a GenBank genome assembly.
AUGGAAAUUAUUCCACUAACGGGAUCUGGAAACGCGUGCAUUCAACUGGGACUCAGCGUUGGGGGAGCAAGUGCGAGCUUCUAUCAGCGGCUCGGAUCCGGAACCGGCCGGCUCGUCGCUGCGGCUGUAGCAGCGUCGACUCGCGCCGCAGGCCCGCUUGUCGCGUCGCACAUAGCCCACCGCGUCGUCUGGCUACAGCCGGCGAGAGGCCUGCUACAGCCGUCCGCUGCGGCUGUCACGCCGACAGUCGCCGGCCCAGCGGGGCCAGGAUUGGGUGCGCUGCCCGUUGGAAUCGCACGGCUGCCGAUUGCCAUGCGACAGUCUGCGAUCGGCGGGCUUUUGUCGCUGAGUGCCGUGGCGUUAGGGGCGCUGGGGUGGGCGAGGGCGUGCUCGGCGGAAGAUGAGCGCAGCGGAGCGCGGGCGGGGGAGCAUGGGGACGGUUCACCGGAGGUUUCCGCGCUGCUAGGUCAAAGCGUGGGGGAGGACGAAGCGGAGGCGGUGGUUUCGCGAGUGGCGGAAGGGCGGAAGCGGCCUCGUGAGACAGAUGGCGGCAGUGUGCCGCAAGCGUGCGUGGCGACGGCGAGUGUGGGCGCGGAGAGGGGAAUGGUGGUGGAGCCAAAGACGAAGCACUCCUUCCCCGUCAUGCUGCGGCAGGAGGGGCAGGGCGGCGGGCUGCUGGCCGGGGUGGGCAUCAGAGACACGGUCAUUGCGAGGAUCAAAUCCAUCAAGAUAUACGCCUUCGGCCUCUACGUGAGUCCAUCCAGCCUGGGCGGUGACGAGCACCUGAAGGCCAAGUAUGGCGCCAUGCCCCUGGACGAGCUGCGAGUCAGCCAGGAGUUUUACGACGACCUGCUCAGUCGUGAUAUUGGAAUGACAGUGCGGCUGGUGCUGCAUUACAGAGGGCUCAACAUGAAGAUGGUGCGCAAUGCGCUCAACACAUCCCUCUCCAAUCGCCUCACUAAGCUACUGGGCCACGCAGACGACCCGGGCUUCCACACUCUCAACGAGUACCUCUCUCAGCCGCACCAAGUCAAGCGGGGCACCACCAUUGACUUCACCUGGCAGCCCGGAGGAACACUUCUCACUGAGAUUGACGGCAGGCGCAUGGACCCAAUAGUUAGCGCUCCUCUAUGCAGUGAGUCUCGUUCACCCCCUACACUGUGCAGAUUGACUCCUGCCGCUGCUUGCUGA